Molecule: messenger RNA, 951 nt
Organism: Aspergillus lentulus
Lineage: Eukaryota; Fungi; Ascomycota; Eurotiomycetes; Eurotiales; Aspergillaceae
Product: PP2C family serine/threonine-protein phosphatase
Biological process (GO): protein dephosphorylation
Molecular function (GO): cation binding; protein serine/threonine phosphatase activity
Source: RefSeq, a predicted model, not a curated record
AUGGGACCGCUAUCAAGUUCUGCAUCAGACGAUAAGCUUACGCUCAAGGAUGCGGGAGGAAAUAGUGCCCUAGGAUCUCGACCCUCGCAACAAGACCAGUACACCAUCCUCCUCCCCGCGCAGAUUCCUUUCAAGACAGAAAAGACACUCCUCUUCCUCGGAGUCUACGACGGGCACGUGACAUCCGACGUCUCCCUCCACGCCAAACAACACCUCCACCGUCUCAUCCUCGAAUCCCCCGACAUCCAAACAGGCAACUACGAGAAAGCCAUCGAAGACGCCGUCCAGAAAGAGGACAACCUUCUCCUCGAUCAAUUCAAAGCAGGGAACGAGGUGUUUGGCAAAUCCGGCUCGACCUUCUCCGUCUGCCUAGUGGAUCUCACGGACGGGGUUCUGAUCGUGGGAAACCUAGGCGAUUCGCAUGUUCUGCUCGCUGAGCAUUAUCCCAAUGGCUGGGAAGUGAAACGCAUCACGAAAGCACAUAAGCCGGGCUCCGACGCGGAAAAGGAACGCAUCAAAGAGGCUGGGGGAGUCGUGAAUCGGGAGCUCGGGUCCCCGCGAAUAGGCGCCCUGAACAUGUCACGCGCGCUCGGCGACCUCCAGUACAAAGCGCCGCUAAUCAACGCGGAUGAACCAUUCUCGCUCGAGCAGGAGAUUGCCGGGUUCAACCCGGACAAGGAACAGGGGGAUCUACUGUCUAACCGACCGGCUAUCUCACGGAUUGAACUCAAGGAGGACAGAAAGUAUAUCGUUAUUCUUACGACGGAUGGGGUGACGGAUGAAAUGGAGGAUCGGAGGAUACUUGAUCGGGCCGUAGCGCAUUGGAAUUAUGGGACUCAGGCCGAGGGCGUAGCGGGCAAGAUCACGACGGAGGCGACAGGAGGGCCGAUGAGUGAUAAUGCGACUUGUGUAUGUGCUUUUAUUUAUGGGAGGCAGCAUGAUUCGGCAUAG